AUGCAAGGAUGCUCAAAAACGGGUGGUGGGUUUACGGGGGACAGGCUGUCGAUUUUGCUGCGGCUGCAACGGGCGAUUCGAUGGGAGAGAUUUUGCAAUUUUUACCGAUUUGAUAAAGCUGAGCAGUUCGCCCUCGGCGCCCUUCCGCCGUCUCCGCUGCGCUUGCAUAUCAUCUUUCGCCACACUUUACAAAAGCAACAGUCAGAAGGCUGCCCUGUCCUUCCUUCCCCCUCCCUUCCCCCCCGGAGCUUGAUAUCCGACACUAAACCUGUCCCCAUAUCUAAACUUUCCGGCCCCCCUCAUCGUCCUCGCUUCAUCUCCCAUCCGCCUUGUGCAGCUCCACUUAUCCACUCACUGACACACUCACCUAUUUCACAAAGUCUUCUUUCCACGCUUCUCUGACUGCAAAUAUAUUUCUUUCCCAAUUGUCCAGGCAUUCAUCUAAAGGGGGAACCAUCCUCUAAUACGCUGCAAAUAAUCUAACUGCCUGUCGGCGUCCAUCUAGGUUCCAUCUAUUAUGACCAGCACUUCAAAUACCGAUCAGCCCGACACCCCCGUGGUUACGCCUGUCCUUGCGCCGGUCGCAAGCCCUGUGUCUGCGCCACCUGCUUCUGAACCUGCUUCCAAAUCUGCUGCUGUGCCAGCUGCAACCAAGCUCGCCACGACCGCACCUGAGUCUAGUCCUCAGCCACACCCCAAGGGACCGAAGAACUACAAGAGUAGGUACAACAGCACGCCUCCGCCUGCGACCAACUGCAUCGUUCUCAAGAACCUGGACUACAAUAUCUCGCAAAUGGCCCUGGAAGAGGUCGUUCGUCAAGUCACGGGGGGACGUAAGGAGUUUGUGAACAUCGCCCUCAUUGAGGACAGGGUGACAGGCUCAUUCCGAGGUAUGGCCUUUGUCAACUUCCAUUCCACCGCCGACGCCACCGCCGCCCUGGCAGAGCUUAGCAAGAUGGUCAUCAACAAGAGGAAGGUUAUCGCUGAGUAUCGAAGACUCAAGCCGGGGGAGAAAGAAAAGAAGGAGGCCUACGAAAAAAGGGCUGCCAGCCGCUUUGACCAUUUUAACGGAAACAGGCAGACGUUUGAGAAGGAUAUCACCAAUGAGACUGAUGCGAACGGUAAUGCCGUGGACAAGAGAAUGGCAUUUUUUGCCAAACGCGACAUCGUCAAAAAGGUCGAUGAGCAGAAGCGCGCUGAAGAAAGGGCAGAGCGCGACAAGGAACGUGAAUCCGAGUUCCGUGCCAAACUUUUGGAAUAUAAGGACGCGGAGACGCCGGAGAAUGAAAACGCCGAAGAACUGGUGUUUGAUUGUACUCUUAAUUCCCAUGAGAGACGCAAAAUACAUAUGCUAUGUGAGGAAUUAGAGCUUGGUCAUAUCAGUCGUUUUGAUGAUGAUGGCAGCAGAGUGUUGCACGUCACCAAAGAUCCGGCGAAGAAAGCUGAAUGGGAUAUCGCGACUGCGGCGCAGAAGGCAACGAUGGCUGCGAAGAAGGACGAGAACAGGCGAAGAACCAAAGAACCUCGUAAUCUCAACCCAAGGAAGAAUUCCGAACCGGUUAACGGCGGAGCACUUUCAAAGGAGGAGUUGCAAGGCAUCAAAUGGUUCAAACCUAGAGCUGCCCACGCUGCGGAAGAGGGCAAUGAAGAAGCCGCCAACGAUGGCGGAAUUCGUGCGCCGUCUUAUAAAUUAUACACCCCACCUCGUCAACCUACUGGCCCGGAUGGGACGAUCGGAUUUAGUUCCCGCUGUCGAGAUGAGGACACGAAGACGGAUAAGUCGGAUUCAACCGGCGAUACCGAUGGGCCGAACGAUGAUACGACGCAAUCAAAUGAAGAAAAUGGCGGUGUAAAUAGGAACAGCGAUGGCGAUACCGAAGCGGAGGAGACCGGAGAAGAUGGUGAUGGCAAGCAAUCCAUCAAGGAGGCUGACGGAGAUGCUGAGGAGAAGUCGAAGCACACAGUGCUGAAUCCCAGCGUGCCCGCUUUCUCCCCAUCAUUUACACCGUCCCUUUAACAGCACUUUGAAGAUAAUUACGGUUUCUGAGACUGCAACUCGUUGUCGAAGGUAUAGAUGGUACGCGUGUAGGCAUGCAUGACUCGGCAACUUAGGUUAGAGAGAAGCAUAGGACGAUUCACCGCUCCGCGUGCUAAGGAUGAUUGCUGUGCCAGCUUGCGAGCUUAAUUUAGGUGCUAGUCAAAACGGGGCUGACGAAAAAAAGUAAAUUGGCGCUGCUGUG
Molecule: messenger RNA, 2240 nt
Organism: Chondrus crispus (carragheen)
Lineage: Eukaryota; Rhodophyta; Florideophyceae; Gigartinales; Gigartinaceae
Exons: 2
Coding region: 1-402 (133 amino acids)
Source: RefSeq, a predicted model, not a curated record